Camellia sinensis is the source of this 3436-nucleotide messenger RNA. Lineage: Eukaryota; Viridiplantae; Streptophyta; Magnoliopsida; Ericales; Theaceae. The record is from RefSeq and is a predicted model, not a curated record.
UGUUUGCAAGGCUUUCCCACAUUCGUGACCCUAAUAAGAGCCGUCGGAUCAAGGGAGGAUGCUGUAAAGAUAAAGAAUCAAUCAAUCAUCUACAGGCGUCGUGCUCUGGUGGUUUUCGUUUCCAUGAUUGUCUGCUGUCCGUUGCUUUCUUAGAGAACAGAAUUGUAGAGACGGACGGAUGGAGCUGCAAAUCAAGGUGGCUCAGGCGGUUCGUGUCCUGAAUCACGACUCUCAAUCGUGCAACCGCGUUGCUGCCAAUCAAUGGCUGGUUCAGUUUCAGCAGACUGACGCCGCUUGGGAGGUAGCCACCUCCAUCCUUACCUCCGAUCACCAUCACCAUCACCAUCACCAUCACCAUCAACCUUUCCUAAACGAUUUUGAAGUCGAGUUCUUCGCCGCUCAGAUUCUUAAACGAAAGAUCCAAAAUGAAGGAUAUUAUUUGCAGUUGGGAGCUAAAGAUGCUUUGCUAAAUGCUCUUCUUGUAGCUGCUAAAAGAUUUAGUUCAGGACCCUCACAGCUUUUAACACAAAUCUGUCUUGCACUCUCUGCUCUUAUACUUCAUGCUGUCGAGCAUAGUAAACCUAUUGAGCAACUUUUUUACAGUCUUGAGAAUCUGCAAAGCCAGGAUGAUGGCAAUAUUGCUGUUUUGGAGAUGCUCACUGUCCUGCCUGAAGUUGUCGAGGAUCAAAGUACUGAUUCUAUUAUAAGUCCAGCUCGCCGAGGCGAGUACGGCCGAGAGCUUCUUUUGCGCACGCCUAUGGUUCUUGAGUUUCUGCUGCAGCAAUCUGAGAAAAGGCUUGAUGCUGGCAUUCAACUGCAUGAGAGGAACAAAAAGAUAUUGCGUUGUUUAUUGAGUUGGGUUCGAGCUGGGUGCUUCUCAGAGAUUCCCCCCAGCUCAUUGCCAACACAUCCACUUCUUAAUUUUGUGUUCAACUCUUUGCAGGUUUCAUUGUCAUUUGAUCUAGCCAUUGAAGUUCUUGUUGAGCUUGUGAGUCGACAUGAGGGGCUACCACAGGUUUUGUUAUGCAGAGUAGGAUUUCUUAAAGAAGUACUUCUUUUACCAGCUCUUACUAAUGGAGAUGAGAAGGUGAUUGGUGGUCUUGCAUGCUUGAUGUCAGAAAUUGGUCAGGCGGCACCAUCUCUGAUUGUAGAAGCAAGUCCUGAAGCACUUGCAUUGGCAGAUGCACUUCUGAGUUGCGUAGCAUAUCCAAGUGAGGAAUGGGAAAUAGCAGACUCAACUUUGCAGUUCUGGUGUUGUCUUGCAAGCUAUAUUCUUGGCCUCGAUGUGGACAGUGGCAAAAACAAGAAAAUUGCUGAAGAUAUGUUUUUUUCUGUAUUCUCAGCAUUACUUGAUGCUCUUCUAUUGCGUGCUCAGCGAAGAGCACAGUUGACGAGUUUGAAGAAAGAACACAGUUGGCGAUUGAACUCUUCUUCGAAGGCGACAGUGCUGGUCGACAGCAACACACGAUAUUCUGGUGCUUUUAUUUUUCAGGUGGAUGAGGCUACAUUUAAUGAUGAGGCCGUUGCACUUAACUUGCCUGAUGGCCUUGUGCAUUUUAGGAUGAACUUGGUGGAACUUUUGGUGGAUAUUUGUCAACUUUUAGGAUCUGCUACAUUUAUACAAAAGGUUGCUGAAGUAGUACUACCGGAAGGCCAAACCUUUGAUUUUUCAAUGGUCAUGCACUUGGUGACAAUCUUGUCCAAUAGGUCUUCUGAUGAACUGAAAGGCUUCAUGUGCAUUGUAUACAGAUCAGUUGCAGAUGUUAUUGGUUCCUAUUCCAAGUGGAUAUCUGCUUUCCAAACUAAUGCUAGAUCCUUAUUAUUAUUUCUUGCUGCUGGGAUUUCGGAACCUCUGUCUUCAAAUGCUUGUGCGUCUGCUUUGCGUAAAUUUUGUGAAGAUGCUUCUGCAUUAAUGUGUGAACCCUCAAAUUUGGAAAUUUUAAUCUGGAUUGGGGAGGGAUUGGAGAAAAGGCACUUACCUUUGGAAGAUGAGGAGGAAGUUGUUGGUGCAAUUACUCUAGUACUUGGCUUUGUUCAGAACAAGGAGAUAAGGAACAACUUGUUGGCUAGAACUCUCUCUCCUAGUUAUGAAGCUAUAGGGAAACUUAUUGAAGAUGAUCACGAGCAUUCUUUGAGGCAGAAUCCCGCUACUUAUACACAAGUAGUCAACUCUGCAGCAAGAGGGUGGUACAGGAUGGGAACUAUAUUCAGUCAUCUUGCAACACCUUUGUCAACUGGUCCUACAGCAGAUGAUCCCAUCUAUGCACUGCUGGGGGUUUUCUGGCCAAUGCUUGAAAAACUUUUUACGUCAGAACACAUGAUGAAUGGAAGUUUAUCAAUGGCAGCUUGCAGGGCUCUUUCACAAGCAAUUCAUUCCUCGGGCCAACACUUUGUAACACUAUUGCCCAAAGUAUUAGAUUGCCUCUCCACAAAUUUUGUGUCAUUCCAAAGUCAUGAUUGCUACAUUAGAACAGCUUCUGUUGUCAUUGAAGAAUUCAGUGGUAAGGAGGAAUAUGGACCUCUAUUCAUCAGUACUUUUGAAAGAUUUACGUAUGCAACAUCCAUAAUGGCUCUUAAUUCUUCAUAUAUAUGUGACCAAGAACCUGAUCUAGUGGAGGCUUACACUAAUUUUGCAUCUACCUUUGUUCGUGGCUGUCCUAAGGAAGCACUAGCUGCCUCUGGUUCCCUUCUUGAAGUAUCCUUUCAAAAGGCAGCUAUAUGCUGUACGGCAAUGCAUCGUGGAGCAGCACUGGCAGCAAUGUCAUAUUUGUCCUGUUUCUUGGAGGUUGGCCUCACAUCUCUGUUGGAAUCCUUGACUUGUGCCUCUGAAGGAUUAUUUGAUGCCAUGGCAAUUCAGGUCAUAUCUCAUAGUGGUGAGGGACUUGUAUCUAAUGUGGUAUACGCUUUACUUGGCGUUUCAGCAAUGUCAAGGGUUCAUAAGUCUGCAACGAUUUUGCAACAAUUGGCUGCAAUAUGCAGUUUAACUGAGAGAACAACGUGGAAGGCUAUUCUUUGUUGGGAGUCUUUGCAUGGAUGGCUACACUCUGCGGUCAGUCUCUCUCUCUAUAUAUAUAUAAAUAUAUGUGUGUGUGUGUGUGUGAGAGAGAGAGAGAGAGAAAUGCAUUGAAAUAGUAAGGUUGAAAUAGAAAUUGAUGAUCCUUUAAACGAGAUGCACAAAUCUGUUUAGACUGGCCACCAAUUUACAUCUGAGUAUCCUGAUGACAAAGUCCUGUGAGUGAUUGUUUAAGUGUUGAUAGCAAGUCUUCAUUUGUUCAUCAAAAUACCUCAUCAAUGUUUGAUGAAUUUUUUAAUACAGUGAGUUCAACUAUUAUAGACAAUUAGUUUAUGCUUUGUAAUCAGUUUUUCAAGUACUUGUUAGCGGUAUUUUGGUCAUUGUACUUUUACUUAAAAAGGUCGAAGUGAUUUUAAAGUGAGU